CUUCAUCUUCACACAAAAAGUAUAUUCUUUGCACUGUGUGUGUGUGUAUAUAUAUAUAUGUAAAGAAACAUUGUAUAAGGCAUAUUCAUAGUAAAACACACACACAGAGAAACACACAGUGAGUGUGUGUAAGAAAAGAAAAGAAAAGAAAAAGGAAUGGGGAGAGGGAGAGUGGAGUUGAAGAGAAUAGAGAACAAAAUAAACAGACAGGUUACAUUUUCAAAGAGAAGAAAUGGUCUUCUCAAGAAAGCUUAUGAACUCUCUGUUCUUUGUGAUGCUGAGGUUGCCCUAAUCAUUUUCUCUAGCCGUGGCAAACUCUAUGAGUUCGGAAGUACUAGCACGACGAAGACGCUCGAGCGAUACCAGCAUUGUUGCUUUAAUCCUCCAGAAAACAGUGCUGAUAGAGAAUCACAGAGUUGGUUCCAGGAGGUCUCGAAAUUGAAGGCAAAAUACGACUCCCUUCAACGAACUCAAAGGCACUUGUUGGGAGAAGAUCUAGGACCACUGAGUAUUAAGGAGUUACAUAAUCUUGAAAAACAGCUUGAAGUAGCUCUUUCUCAGGCCAGGCAGAGGAAGACGCAGAUUUUGAUGGAACAAAUGGAAGAGCUGCGCAGAAAGGAGCGCGAACUUGGAGAUAUGAACAAGCAGCUCAAGAUUAAGGUUUCCAUGGAAAUGUCGUCGAUCGAGGCCGAGGGACAAAGUUUACGAGCAUUUCCGUCUUCAUGGAAUAUUCAAGGCUCAACAUCUGAAACUAUCAGCUUUCCUCUCCAAAUUCAGUCUUCAAAUCCAAUGGAAAUUGAACCAGAGCCUUUUCUGCAAAUAGGGUACCAUCGCUAUAAUAUUGGAGAAGGGUCCAAUGGAUACUUAAUUAAUUCUGGAUUUAAUUAAUCCUUUGAAAUAUGUUUUGCAAGUUAAUAUAUUUUUGCCAUUUCACUUAUUUAAAAUUUGGCUUUUGUUGGUUUGACUUUUGGGGAUAUUAUUUUGAGAUUGAGACUUUUACUUGCACUUCAUGAUUUUUAGUCAUCAAAGAAAUUUGUGAAGUGCAUUAAUUAUAAAAUAUAAAUGGCAUUUGAUGUAAUAUCCAUCCAUUUUUAUAUUUAUUAAUUGUUGUUUG
Erythranthe guttata (spotted monkey flower) is the source of this 1114-nucleotide messenger RNA. Its product is annotated as agamous-like MADS-box protein MADS3. The record is from RefSeq and is a predicted model, not a curated record. Lineage: Eukaryota; Viridiplantae; Streptophyta; Magnoliopsida; Lamiales; Phrymaceae. Gene Ontology annotation, cellular component: nucleus. Gene Ontology annotation, molecular function: DNA-binding transcription factor activity; protein dimerization activity; RNA polymerase II transcription regulatory region sequence-specific DNA binding. Gene Ontology annotation, biological process: positive regulation of transcription by RNA polymerase II.